CGUUUAAUGCGGGUAGGACGUCGAACUGGAAUCAAGGAUUUUUCGUUGUUUAACCACCAAAUCGAGAAGAUUAAUUAGUGCACAUCGUUUGUUUUUCGUUUGGAAAAAUGAAAUACUAGUUUUGCGAGAUUUCGGAUAAAUGCUCUACUAACGUAGUGAGGUAUUUCCUGCUAUCUUGUGAAUUUCCAACGUCUUCGUUUGACAGAUUGUCGGUGUGUGUAUGCGUUCGUUCCACGUGAAUUCUUUGUUUGGGCACCGGUCAUGUUUCUGACAAGCAUUGAAAUUGUGAGGUGGUAGCAGUACCCUAGUAUAUGGGUGGCCCUCCGUCGGUGAUGGCGGGGAAAGAUGGGAAGGUGGAGCCAAAAAGCGGAGACGUGGUGAGGCAGGGGUUCAUGGUGAAACGUUCUCAAAAUAAGAAACGUUUCACUCCCGUCAACUACAAACAACGCUGGUUCGUUCUGACCAGACGCUACCUCGUCUACUACGACGGCGAUGGAGAGCGACGCAAGGAACGAGGUAGAAUCGCGGUCGAGAGCGUCCACGUGGUUGAAACGGCGAGCCUCGGGAGCAACGCCGGCGGCGUCGGCGGCGUCGGCAGCGUCGCCAGCGACGUGGCAGGCAGCGAAGCAGGAACAGGCGGCGGCGGUGGAGGCGGAGGGGGUGGAAUACCACCUGGGCUACCCUUCCAGGUGGGCUAUCGAGAAGCCGGCCAAGAGUACACGCUCUACCUUCUCGCCGCCCGCGAGCAGGACCGCGCCGAGUGGAUUCGUGCCAUCCGUGCUGUGUGCAGCGAGAAUCCAGGCUUGAGCGGUCGUUACCACGCGGGUUUGUGGAGUGGAAAGCGUUGGUCCUGCUGUCGCUUGACGACACGUUCCGCAGAGGGUUGCGAUACUUGCAGCUCCUGGUCCUCGAAACCGUUGAACGCAACGAACCCGUCCUCGACGUCCACUUCGAGCUUCACCUCCGCCACCGGAAGUACCAUCGCUACCUCCACCACCGCCGCCAUAACCGAUCGACCACAGACGACCAACUCCGAGGCCAACAACAAUCCCAUCGUUCAUUCGCAGGCUCGUUCGACAAUCGGGACCCCCUCGACACCAAUAAUGCCAGGGGGCACACCUGGGACCCCGUCAUCUAAAACGAAGGAUAAAAUAAUGAUGAGGACGAAGGUCGUGGUAGCUCUGUAUCCUUUUCGAGCGAUCGAAGGAGGCGAUCUGUCCCUCGAAAAGGGUGCGGAGUACGAAGUGCUGGAUGAUUCUCAGGAACAUUGGUGGAAAGUCAAAGACGAACACGGAUCUAUCGGUUACAUUCCCAGCAACUACGUCAAAGAGAAAGAACUAUUGGGCCUUCAGAAAUACGAGUGGUACGUUGGUGACAUGUCCAGACAACGCGCGGAAUCAUUGCUCAAACAGGAAGACAAAGAAGGAUGUUUCGUUGUUCGUAAUUCCUCUACCAAAGGGCUUUACACUCUUUCGCUCUACACUAAAGUCCCGCAUCCACACGUGAAACACUACCAUAUCAAGCAGAAUACGAGAGGAGAAUUUUAUUUGUCCGAGAAACAUUGUUGCGGUUCGAUACCGGACUUGGUAAAUUAUCACAGGCACAAUAGCGGUGGUUUGGCCAGUCGAUUGAAAACUAGCCCUUGCGAUCGUCCUGUACCGCCAACUGCUGGUCUCAGUCAUGAUAAAUGGGAAAUAGAUCCAGCAGAGUUGCAUCUAUUGGAAGAACUUGGUUCAGGGCAAUUUGGAGUUGUACGAAGAGGAAAAUGGCGUGGUUCUAUAGAUGUUGCUGUGAAAAUGAUGAAGGAAGGUACUAUGUCUGAGGAUGACUUUAUAGAAGAAGCUAAAGUAAUGACGAAACUUCAACAUCAGAACUUGGUGCAAUUGUACGGUGUUUGCAGUAAAGAUAGGCCAAUAUACAUCGUCACCGAAUACAUGCGACAUGGAUCUCUACUUAACUACCUCCGUCGUCAUGAAGCAACAUUAGGAGCUAAUGUGGGCCUACUUUUAGAUAUGUGCAUACAGGUUUGCAAAGGAAUGGCUUAUUUGGAAAGGCAUAAUUAUAUCCACCGAGAUCUUGCUGCGCGCAAUUGUUUGGUCGGCUCAGAAAACGUAGUAAAAGUUGCUGACUUUGGAUUGGCAAGGUAUGUCCUCGACGAUCAGUAUACCAGCAGCGGAGGAACCAAAUUCCCCAUCAAAUGGGCACCACCGGAAGUAUUGAACUAUACGCGCUUCAGCUCCAAAUCAGAUGUCUGGGCAUACGGAGUACUUAUGUGGGAAGUAUUCACGUGCGGAAAAAUGCCUUAUGGCCGCCUAAAGAACACCGAAGUUGUAGAAAGAGUGCAACGAGGAAUCAUACUAGAAAGACCUAAGGCCUGCUUCAAAGAAGUUUACGAGGUAAUGCGAAAAUGCUGGGCCCAUUGUCCGGAAGUACGACCCUCCUUCCGUGUACUGAAGGAGCAGCUGAUCAGCGUGUCUCAAGGUCUGCUCAAUGAUUGACUCAACCUUCUACGGUGUAUGCGCCUAUCGUCGCCUUCGAGCCGGUCAAUACAGGCGGCAAAAUCUCCAUCUCUCGAGCGAUCACCCUCGAUUCUGCCAUCCUCGAACAAUUCCACGUCAUCGUACAACUCGGCAACUCUACCGUCGUCUCGUAAGACUCGUGCGCCAGCCUCGUUACCGCCCUCGAUCGAUUUUCUACAUCUAUCGUCGUCCACGUGUAAAUUAAAGAAAGAAGGGUCAUCCUCACCGAGUACACCCGGCCACCAACCUAGUCAACCAUCAUCGAGCUCGUCGUCGAACGUCUGUGACAUUUGCAGUUCCUACGGCCAUCCGUGGAUCGAAAUUUGCAAGGCGAUACGAGCCACUAAAGGCAAAUAAAAAGUGUGUGUGUCCCGAAGUAUGUGUGUCGAUUUAAACCGAUUAUAUAACGCAGCUUACACGACAGAAAAAAGAAAAUAUUAAUACGACAUUAUUUGAACCUACACAGCACCGUGUCCCGUCCCAUUUUACUCGAACCUAACCUCCCCGCCAUCUGUCUCGACCAAACGUCUCGAAACCUGAUUCAAAUAAUAUUACUUUAGACGUUGCUUUUAUUUUUCGUCGAACGAAAAGAUCCGAGUGCACGAUGUGUCUUCUUUCUUUUUCGUUAGUUCGUGCCUUGUCCUAAUCCUUACCUAAUCCAUUCCAACGAUAAUCAGUUUCAAAAUACCCUACGCAACGAUACCGGAUGCAUUUACGAAUAGAACAGUAGUAUUUAUUGACUGUCCUUUUAAACGGGAUAUACUAGUAUGUUGUGAUUUUAUUUUUUUUUCUUUCUUGUUUCUCUGUAGAAACGUAUACUGUCCCUUUUGUUAUAUCGAUUUUUAACGAAAACCGUAAAGUAACUUCACGAACGAGAACAACAUUAUUUCUGCUUGAUAAAUAAAUUUAAUAAAUGAAUGUUUCACUUGUGUAUUAUAUACUAUGACGAUUUAAUAAAAUAGAAUAAAGAAAACUAAGCUGUUUUAUGUUGGUGGAAUUAUUUGUACAGUAAUCAAGAAUAGAUUCGUCUAACGAUCUUUCUUUUCGUCAUUAGGAUCAUCUUCAUAAAAUAAUCGUUUUAUUCUGAAUCGUAGUAAAUUAAUUCGGAACUACCUUAUACGAAAUAAAUAUAAACAUAUUUGUAAAAAUUCAGAUACGACGCUUUUCAAGCUAAUCUUUUAUCGCCUUUAUUUGAAUGAUAUAAAUUAAAAAGACUUGUUGCAAUUACAAUUAUUCACGCUACUACGUUAAACGUUUGAAUGUAAGUAUAGUUUGUUGAAAUUGACAAACUGAUCUACCUUUAGAACUUUAGAAAAAUUGCUAGAGGCUCUCUAAUCCAUUUUCGUGUCACAUGUGCCAUCUACUGGUAAAUAAAGGAUUUAACAGAGAAAAAAUGUUUUUUUUUAGAACACCCUGUACAGCAUGGCGUAGCAAAUGCUAAACUCUCUACUGAAGAAUAUAGCACCGUAUGCAUAUGUACACGGUAACUAGAGGAUCUUUAAAAAUAACGGAAACUAAUGAAACGAAUAAAAGUUCACUCAUUGUAAUAACUGUAAUGUUUAUUAUCACAAACUAUGAGUUAAAUCGUACACAGUAAUGUAAGAAAAUUAAUCAUGAUUUUUAUAGUUGCUUCCUUUUCCGUAAAUAAUUUUAUAUCAUUUUCACAAAUUAAUUACAGAAUCACACGAUGCCUAAAAAGUUUGCUGCAUGAAAUACAUGCACGAUCGACAGAACACAGAAGUCUGUAAUUAACGUUAUCUUAACCCGAUAAAAUGUUUGUCGUUUAAACAUACAAAUUUACGUUGACUUCAAGUUGCAAUACGAGUAAAAUACUUAAUCUAUAUGUAUAUAUAUAUAUAUAUUCUGUU
Messenger RNA from Megachile rotundata (alfalfa leafcutting bee), 4387 nucleotides. RefSeq names its product tyrosine-protein kinase Btk29A (gene Btk29A). Gene Ontology annotation, molecular function: ATP binding; protein tyrosine kinase activity; protein binding. Gene Ontology annotation, biological process: intracellular signal transduction; protein phosphorylation. The record is from RefSeq and is a predicted model, not a curated record. NCBI's taxonomy places the organism in Eukaryota, Metazoa, Arthropoda, Insecta, Hymenoptera, Megachilidae.